Molecule: messenger RNA, 1503 nt
Organism: Fusarium keratoplasticum
Lineage: Eukaryota; Fungi; Ascomycota; Sordariomycetes; Hypocreales; Nectriaceae
Product: FCP1-like proteiny domain-containing protein
Exons: 2
Coding region: 1-1503 (500 amino acids)
Molecular function (GO): protein serine/threonine phosphatase activity
Source: RefSeq, a predicted model, not a curated record
AUGAACUCUUUGAACAUCAUCACGGCCCGCGUGUCGCCUCCUCCGAGCCCAGGCCAAUCGCGAUCCAAUAGUAUAAGCUCCAUUGGCAUCGGCAUUGCCUCCGAAGACGAUCCUUCCCACGCCCAAUCCGACGAUAGACCAUCCGGGCACGACGUCGACCCCUUCACCCAAGAUACGUUUGACGAGUCGCGGUUCAGUACGGAAAAGUCUUAUGCCAGUGAGGCCACGCCCCUAUUGGGAGAUACCGGCGAAGUCAGCAAGCGAAGCUCGUGGUGGCACUCAAUCCCUCGCCGACUCGCCUCGAGCAUCAUCGGAUCUAUCCGAUGGGUUCUCGCGACCUUGGCCUCCCCAGGUGUAUAUCUCAUCGCUUGUUUUUACGACGAGGACGGCAAUUUUGCGCCAUGGACUCAAUUCGGAAAGCUUUUUGGAUUUCAUAGAGGAACUCGACAUAAGAAAGAUAUGGAUGAGACCGAGAUUCGUUCUGAAAAGGAGGAGCAUGGGCGGACUACAGGAUUUAGAAGGCUAGCGCCGCGGCCCAGGCCAGUAUCAGGAUCUUCAACAACAUCAUCAGGACUCUCAUCGGAAUCGGAAUCGGAUGGAUCACGAUCGGGCAGCCUUGGACGGCACGCGCGGUCCAAAUCACUGCAACCCGCAGAGGAGGGCAACCCCGGCCGGAAAUCUAUUCGAAUCAAGCUCAACAGUGACGAGGCGCUCAGGCAACGGAAGCAUAGGAAAACGCAGUCGGCCGUCGCGCGCACCAAGGCAAGCGACUUGGGCAGUGGCGAUCUCUCGGCACACCUCAAGUCUCCUACCUCUCCCAUCGCAGCUCUCACCAAGUACCCCAGGACACCGGCACCUCCUCGGCCUCUCAUUCCUCGGCGGCAGCCUUCAUAUCUCAACAUCGAAGCGCCGACGAAGCAGCAGAAGACGCUGAUUCUGGACCUCGACGAGACACUGAUUCACAGCAUGUCCAAAGGAGGCAGGAUGAGCACAGGACACAUGGUCGAGGUGCGCCUGAACACGACAUACGUGGGGGUUGGUGGACAGACAUCGAUCGGGCCGCAGCACCCGAUACUAUACUGGGUCAACAAGCGACCAUACUGCGACGAGUUCCUGCGCCGGGUGUGCAAGUGGUACAACCUGGUAGUGUUUACGGCGUCGGUUCAGGAGUACGCAGAUCCAGUGAUCGACUGGCUGGAGACGGAGAGGAAAUUCUUCUCAGCACGGUACUACCGCCAGCACUGCACCUUCCGGCAAGGAGCGUUCAUCAAGGACCUGAGCUCGGUUGAGUCUGACCUGAGCAACGUGAUGAUCUUGGACAAUAGUCCGUUGAGCUAUCUGUUCCACCAAGACAAUGCUAUCCCGAUCCAAGGCUGGAUCAACGACCCGACAGAUACAGACCUGAUGCAUCUGGUGCCUCUGCUGGAGGGACUGCAAUAUGUACAUGACGUGAGAGCGCUGCUUGCGCUCCGAGGUGGCGAAGACGGACAGCACAUGGCAUGA